AUGUCGGCCGCAAAGGAGGGCGGCGCCCUGGCGGAGCUCAAGUCGAGCUGGGCGCUGGAGUACGCCAACUCCCCCUACAAGUACGCCUGCGGCAGCAGCCUGGUGGUGAUCAAGAAGGCCAACGGGGCCGCCACGCCGCUGCUGGCGCUGGCGUACCAGGCGUCCCAGGAGGCGUACGAGGGCAGCCGCACCCAGCACCUGCGCUUCACCACCAGCAAGGACGGCGGGGAGACCUGGACGGAGAACAAGUGCGUGAUGUGGGGCCCCGCCCCCGUGUGGAACCCCUGCCUGCACUACGACGCAGGCAAACUGGAGGGCAGCAGGGGAUCCUUCUGUCCGCACAGCGCGGCAGCAAUAGCCUCCGGCCGCCUGCUGCUCUUCUACUGCGAGUCGCGCAAGAGCCUGAGCCCCGGCGGCGACAUCAAGUACAUCACCAGCCCCGACCUGGGCGACAGCUGGCUGCCGCCCGUCACCAUCUACACCCACGAGGCGGAGGAGGAGGUGCCCAAGGUGUGCAGCGGGCGGCUGCUGGUGGCCCAGGACGGCGCCUGGUACCUGCCCGUGCACCGCGAGCCCGCCGAGUCCUGGCACACCUUCACCGGCAAGGGCUUCCACCCGCUCAGCGAGGCGCCCGAGCAGCAGCUGCAGAUGGCGGCGCCCGCCGGCGCCACGCCGCAGGCACGCCACGCCGCGCCGCGCCCGCCGUGCAUGCCCAGCCUCAGCAUGACCACAGCGGCGUGCGUGCUGAUCUCGCGCGACAGCGGCGCCACCUGGAAGGCGUCUGGCGACAUUGAGGACGCGCGCACCUGGCUGGUCAACCCCACCCUGGAGGAGGGCUCCAAGGGCCAGCUCAUCAUGAUGUUCCGCACCUCCACGGGGCGGACCUACAUGAGCAGCUCGGCCGACAAGGGCGUGACGUGGAGCCGGCCCACCUACAACUCCCUGCCCAACCCCAACUCCCCGUUCUCCACCGUCACCAUCGAUGGCCAGGUGCUGUGCGUGUUCAACAACAGCCAGACGAUCCGCGCGCCGCUGGCUCUGGCGCUCAGCGUCAACGACUGCAAGAGCUGGGAGCCGCUGGCCAUGGUGGAGGAGGAUGCCACGGGCAACUUCUCCUGCCCCAGCAUUGUGGAGUGGGCCGACGACACGGUGAAGGUUGCCUACACUGUGUGGGGCAAGGGCGUGAAGCUGGCCACCGUCAAGCUGGCCACCGUGGACACCGCCGCGGCAUGA
Messenger RNA from Chlorella variabilis, 1233 nucleotides. RefSeq lists its product as hypothetical. The record is from RefSeq and is a predicted model, not a curated record. The coding region runs from base 1 to 1233 and encodes 410 amino acids. Lineage: Eukaryota; Viridiplantae; Chlorophyta; Trebouxiophyceae; Chlorellales; Chlorellaceae. The transcript is spliced from 6 exons.